AUGCGACGACCGUGUUCGUAUUUAAUCUCGUGCAAGAGAGGUGUGACAGCACUUACAACUUACCCAUUGACUAGAUCACAAGUCGACUCUCUUUGACCAGUUAUUUAUUUUUAUAUAUAAAGUCGUAGAAAAACAUAUAGAAAUGGCGUCAUUAUAUAUAAUGAUUGUGGGACUUUUGCACUUUGUAAACGUGGAACCGGCACCUACUCCUUUAACGGAUAGUUGGAUAUCGGAAAGAAUAUCACAUUAUCAAGAAAACACCCAGAAAGAGGCGCCUUUAGGAACACCUAUUCUUGCCAAUAGAUUUAAUUUAGAAGAUAAAAGACAAAAUUGGGGGUUACUAAGAAAUGGGUCAAUCUACAAUGAAAACGAUGAUACAAACUAUGGUUCUAGGCCGAUAACAAUACCUAGACUAUCAGCUAACAACCCUCAUUUGUCAACAGAAAAUAUUGGACAAAAAAUAUCUGAAAUUAGUGUGCCUUUUAAAACAAAACGAUUCUUGGACCAAAAGCCUGAAGUGAACGGUGUAUUAAAAGUAACGAAUAAUAAUGUGCCACGGAAAAUUCCUUUGCAAUGCGAUGUAGCACGUAUCAAAUGUUGUUUUGAUAAUUUGGAUUUGAACAACUGUUCCAAAGCAAGUGAAUGUUUCAAUUUGGAAAAUAAGUCCGAUUUGUGCGAUGCAAGAGUUUUACAGGAAGGUAUUAGAAGAGUUAUAAGUUUUAUAUGAUGUGACUAUAAUUCCGAUAUUUAAAGGUUGUUUGAUUUUCUUAGAGUGGAAAUUGAUUAUUAUGCCUGUUUCAUGUUUAGCUUACAUAUACUACCAAAAACUGAAAAUAAGGGCGGUAUGAACUAAGACGUUUUUUGAUGUUAUUUGUUAAAUAAAUUUUUACAUUCAAGCUUUAA
Molecule: messenger RNA, 903 nt
Organism: Pararge aegeria (speckled wood butterfly)
Lineage: Eukaryota; Metazoa; Arthropoda; Insecta; Lepidoptera; Nymphalidae
Exons: 2
Coding region: 143-727 (194 amino acids)
Source: RefSeq, a predicted model, not a curated record